Thalassophryne amazonica is the source of this 1527-nucleotide messenger RNA. Its product is annotated as LIM homeobox transcription factor 1-alpha-like. The record is from RefSeq and is a predicted model, not a curated record. Gene Ontology annotation, biological process: regulation of transcription by RNA polymerase II; neuron differentiation. Gene Ontology annotation, cellular component: nucleus. NCBI's taxonomy places the organism in Eukaryota, Metazoa, Chordata, Actinopteri, Batrachoidiformes, Batrachoididae. Gene Ontology annotation, molecular function: RNA polymerase II transcription regulatory region sequence-specific DNA binding; DNA-binding transcription factor activity, RNA polymerase II-specific.
AAAAAUGCGCGCUGGACCGUGAGAGUGCGCGUCAACAGCCUGAAAACACGUGUGUUCGUGUGAAGUGGCGCAAAGUUCCAGCUGUGUUUAAUGUUGCCAACCGAGAUUUCAGGAGGAGUGUGUUUCACCUCAAGCGAUCACACUGAGGGAAGAAGAGAAGGGAUGAAAACAGAAGAGAGUCAACAGUCCUGUUUGCAGCAGCCUCCAUCCUCAACGCCUUUUGGUGCGGACUUCAGGGGAGGGGGUGAGGUGUGCGCGGGCUGCGAAGCCCCCAUCGCCGACCGCUUCCUGCUGCGCGUGAACGAGCGCUCCUGGCACGAGACCUGCGUCAAGUGCGCCGUGUGUUUGAGCGCGCUCACGGGCACGUGCUACUGCAGAGACCGCCUACUGUACUGCAAGCACGACUAUGAGAAGCUGUUUGUAAGGAAGUGCAGCGCCUGCCUGCAGGUUAUCGGACGCUCUGAGCUGAUAAUGCGCGUGCUGGGCCAGGUAUACCACCUGGGCUGCUUCAGCUGCUGCGAGUGCGAACGGCGGCUGCAGAGAGGUGAUGAGUUUGUGCUGAAAGAAGGCCAGCUGCUCUGUCGCAUGGACUAUGAGAAGGAGAGGGAAAUGCUGGCUGCCAUCAGUCCCACCCCAACUGAAUCAGUGAAGAGUGAGGAUGAGGAUGGUGGAGGAGGAUCUGGCGGGGGAAAGGGCGGCGAUGAGGGCAAGGAGCACAAACGUUCAAAACGACCCCGGACCAUCUUGACCACACAGCAGCGUCGCGCUUUCAAAGCCUCCUUUGAGGUGUCUGCUAAGCCUUGUCGCAAGGUGAGGGAGACACUUGCUGCUGAGACAGGCCUGACAGUACGUGUGGUACAGGUGUGGUUUCAAAACCAGCGGGCCAAGAUGAAGAAGAUAGCUCGCCGACAGCAGCAGCAACAGCAACAGCAGCAGGAACAAGAGCAGCUGAGUGGAUCCAGGAGAGGGUCAAGCAGAGGGGGUCAGAGCAACGACGACAGCGAAGAUGGCUCUAGUACCCACGGGAUGGACGGGAUCCUGGGGUAUCCCUCUCUGCCGCGACAACAGCUGCUCACUCUGGAUCCCAACAUCUAUGGCGGGGAGCCGUUUCGACACGGGCUCACACCGCCUCAGCUCAACAACGAGCAGAUCCACUACGAUUCAGAGACGGUGUUCCACGACCUCGACAGCGACGGAAGCCUCGGCCACCUUGGCGACUGCCUCUUGGCAACAGCAGAGGGUGCUCUCCUGCAGGGGCGAGUGGGAAACCCCAUCGACCGCCUUUAUUCCAUGCAGAACUCAUACUCACCUCCUGACCCCUAUAAAUACUCACCCUGUACCCCUCCUUGUCCCCCUUCACCUCUCAGAGAUGCAGCUAAUGGAGUCUGUCCAUCAACACGCCUGAGGGACCACUCCCCUUCAAACAGCCUACAGCUGACCACACACUUCUCUAAGCUUGUAUCACUGGAAAAAAACCUUCAAACGGGGGCCGUAUUCAUAAUCUCAAUUUGUGGCCAAUUAGCAUAA